AUGGCAACAACUCCAAGAAAAAAGAGGUUUUCUUUAUUCGGAACUCAACAAAAUAAUUCCAUAAAUACUGGAUCAUCACUUCUCACAAAUUAUUUUCCUAAUACCACUUCUAUCCGAGACGAUAAAUUUUUAACAUCAGAUGAUAUUAAAAAAUCCAUAGAAAUUUUCGAAAGAAUAGUUUUAUCAGCAAAUGAUUAUUGCGAUUCCAUCGAUAAAUUAGGUAAAACUUCAAAGACAUUUAGUAAAGCGCUUAAAGAAUAUGGAAAUAUUAAAGGAAUGGAUACAUCACACGUAACAUCGUUCCAAGCGACAUCCCAAUUUUUUGAAAUUUAUGCUGAAAUACAAUCAAAAUUAAAAGAAGAAAGAGCGCAUAAUGAUUAUAUUUCUGAUUUGGAUAGACAAUUAAACAAGGUCACAUUGGAAUACGAAAAGAAAACGAAAAAAAAUAUCCCCGAUUCAUAUGAUAAAUAUAUAAAUUCCGUGACAUUAGUCAAUUCUGACAUUGCGCGAGCGCGUGCAGAAUACGUGACACAAAUUUCGAAAAGAGAGAGAAACACGCAUGACAUCAUUGCACAAAUUAUUUGUCGAAUUAUAGAGAAUCAAAAUAAUUCAUUUAAUGAUUCUAAUAAAAGAUGUGGACCAAAUGAAAGUAAAAUCUCUAAAUCAACUAAACCAACUAAAGAAAUCUCGAUGAUUACACGAAAAUUAUCAAAAAGAGCUUCACACAAAGUUUCGCAAUCUUUCGCAACUAUAUCAGAAUUACAAGUAGCUGCAAUGAAUUAUUUUUCUUCUGAAUUUAAUAAACCUAUACAUGAAGAGCCGGAAGAAGAUUAUAUUUCAAAAUCUUCAUUACCACCACAAAUUCCUCCUCCUGCUUAUAGUUUUGAUACUCGAUACUUAGUUUGUUCAUUUCCUACUGAAUUACCAACUCGUAUUUCACCUUCUACAUCACCUCGAGAAUCUAUAAACUUCGAAAAUAAUAAUAAUGAUUCUGGAACAAGAAAAACAAGAGAAGAAAGUGGAGAAAGAAAAGAAUUUGAGCAAAGAAAAAAAAAUCAUCAUCAACAUACGCAUACUCAAUCAGAUGGAAAUAUUAAAUAUGAAAAAGUAUCUAAAAGCAAUUCCUCCUCGAACAGUUAUCAAUUCUGUCGUUCCCAUUCCCCAACUUCAAUAACUCCAAUAACUCCUAUAACCCCUACUACCACCACUUCCACCUCCACCUCUACCACUUCAAAUUCUGAAGAUUACUUUAAUAUAAUAGUGACUCCAUCAACUCCACGUAACAUUCCAAGAUCGAAACAAGGUCAUUUUAGUACUUUAUUAUCCCGAUUUGAUAUCGAAAAUCCUCACCACCUUACUCGAUCUAUGAGUCAAACUUCAAAAACAAGUGAAGAUUAUUUCUUUAGAAAUCAAACUAAAAGAUCUAGUGAAGAUUAUAGUUACAAUAAUAAUCGAUAUGAAGAAGAUGUUAUGGAAAGAAGUCAUUCAAGUAACGAUAUAUUUAAAGAUGAAAUGUAUCAUCAAGAACCAUUACCUAAUGAAAAUAUUUUUUCUUCAUCACCAACUAAGCAAGAAGAAUGUAAUUGUCAUAAUUGUCAGCAAAUUGCUGAAAAAGUGGAUUUAUCUUUGGAUCCAUUAAAUGAUUCUUCAACGUUUGGAAGGAAAAGUAUUGGAGAAAAUAAUGAAAAAAAUGUUGUAGAUGAUUUUGAAUAA
Messenger RNA from Diversispora eburnea, 1713 nucleotides. The record is from the annotation of a GenBank genome assembly. NCBI's taxonomy places the organism in Eukaryota, Fungi, Glomeromycota, Glomeromycetes, Diversisporales, Diversisporaceae.